Metarhizium acridum CQMa 102 is the source of this 2886-nucleotide messenger RNA. RefSeq lists its product as uncharacterized. Gene Ontology annotation, biological process: ubiquitin-dependent protein catabolic process; protein ubiquitination. NCBI's taxonomy places the organism in Eukaryota, Fungi, Ascomycota, Sordariomycetes, Hypocreales, Clavicipitaceae. The record is from RefSeq and is a predicted model, not a curated record. Gene Ontology annotation, molecular function: ubiquitin protein ligase activity.
AUGGACCAACAGCUUCACGCUGCAAAUGACUUUGCUCCUCACAUGGCACAGCCUUUGAUAAAUCUCCAGACCGCUGCGGGUUCAAGUUGGCACAACAUCACCGCCUGGGCCAUCAACGUGACGCGAAAUGCGGCGUUUCUUGAAGACUUCCUUUGGGUCGGUCCACGGAUUUUCAUGAGACUUGGAUCCUACAUAGCCUUGUCAGACACCACAGGUGGUUCGACGGGCCGACUGACAUCGCCAUCGGAUGGAGGCGUGUCCUCAGAGCUGCACUUGCAAAACUUGCUGGAACCUGAUAUUAGUGUCCCUUUGACAGCAAGGAUUGGUCCAUCCAUCGGAGAUGCAAAUGCAGAGACACAAGCUACACGACUGUCCCUUGAUGGCGCGCGGGGCUUGGGUAGCGUAUUUGGUUACGUUACCAGUAAGUGGGCAGUGUCAACUAUCGCCAUGGCUAUAAUCCUCAACCGUACACAUAUAUUUGCAGCGACCAGAAGGCGAUUGCGGUUCUACUGGCAUACUAGGCUACUUCUCAGGGUCCUGCCGAUCAUUCUUCUUGCUUCGCAAUCCCUCCACCUUCUCCGGUCCAUCCAAUGCCAGACGUCACCAAUAUUUAACCAACUUCGGUGGGGGGAUACAAACACGACGUCUGAUUUGGCAUUUGCACAUCCGAGUGCAUUCCUUAAUAAACUAAGCUCUGGCUUACUUCUCGGCGUCGGUGACAGAGAAUCAUGUGAGGCCGUUGGCAUGGUUCCCAAGGGCGGCGAAUUGGAUGCUCAAAAUCUUCGUGGGUCUUUGAAUCUACUAUGGCCUCUAUUUGGUGUGCUAUGUCUUAGUCACUUUAUCGAGACGCUAUCCUGUGCCGUCCAAGGCCGGCCGCUCUCAGUGGAAACCGGAAUGACGCUGUUUGAGCAAUCACUUGCCUUCGCAGAGGCAGAUGCGGCCGUCAAUAAUCAGCUUGGCUGGGCGUCCUUGCCUCGGAGCCAUCAGAAUUUGAACCCGCCGGUAUCUGGUUUAUCAGCAUCAAUUUCUCUGACGCGGUCUGCGGUUCUCAGCAAGGUUAACACGCCUCCCGAAGUCUUAUUUAUUGCAUUUCUGUCGUCCAUGACACAUCUAUCCAGUCAUAUUUUAGGAGUAUUUGAUGCCCAGUCAAAAUACAGACUCGUGAAUACAGGGUUUUGGGGCCUCUGUUUCAUGGGCACAAUCGUCUGGAGCGCUUUCGAAUUUGAACUGGGAAAUCCUUUGGCACAAAGCAUGUUAAGAUAUCCAACCGUGUGCAUCGUUGGAUUUGUUCCUCAUGUUCUAGUACUGUCUGGCAUUGCGGUCUGUUUGCUAAUAUACGGACUAGCCCUCAUCUUGUCUGUUCUAGCUCCGCCGUUGUCCACCAGUGAUAGUCCUUCAGCGACCCUUCGUCAAAGGCUAGCACAUGCUCAUGAAAACAUGCAAGCAAAUAUCUCUCUCUCAGAGAUUCGCAUAACGAGAGAGAUGGAUUUUUAUACAGCGCUUCUUCGAAUCGGGUUUGCUGCCAUCAGUAUGGCAAGUGAAGCUGUAUACCUCAAUGAAGACCGUGGUGUCACUCUACAACAUCGCACCUGGCUGGAAGAGGCGCGCUUCCGAGAGGUAGAGGAAAUACAAAGGCAAGCAAUUGGAAUUGGGAUGCCUUAUUCCCAGUAUGACCAGAUUGGCACUAUCGGGCUCGUCCCGGUAAAGGAUUGUACUAUGGCUGCGACAAGCGGUUAUGGCCGCGAACGUGCUGCUCAGAGAAUAUCCAGAGGGCGAAGUGACAGGACCAUCCGGACAGGCACAGGGGCGACUGAAAGAAGCUCAAGGUGGUUCAUGGCUGUGGAAUUUUUACUGAGCACAGGCAAGUUGAUGGUUCGCACAAGUGCCCUAGCGGCACUUUGGGGGUUAGGAAGGAUUCGAAUAAGGAGUCAACCGGCUUGGCUCCUUUGGCUGGCUAGACGCCAGAAGCUUAGUAUGGGUGACAAGGACAGGGUAUCCGGAAAGAAACAGGGCAUCACUUCGGGUGCUUCUGGACGUUCAGUCACCUGUCAAAGAUCAAUUCCUCGAAUAGAAGGCAUCGACGUCGAGACUGAAUUCAGGCGGGUCAAUGCUAGUCAGGAUGAAGACAGCCUUGAUGCAGACCUAUACAAGUAUUGGUUGACCGGGGGCUGGUGGGGUUCAAAUGACGAAAGUGGUGACUACAAGCCAGACGAUGAGGACAGCUGGGACACGACCUCCGCCAUAUCCGUCCCGACAACCACAGUCGACGAAAACGGAUCAGAUAACGGCUGGGAAUCGGAAGAAGAUAACCCAGAAGCACCCUCAGGGCUAUCACUGACUCGAAGCUGGGAAACUACGCCGCCUGCAGAUACAAUCUUUGACACAAAUAAUCUAGCACGACUCCUAAACCCGGAGACCGCAGAAGAACGAGAAGAAGCCCACAUCCUCUCUGCACACCUGAAGUACGAUACAGUAAUGACGAGGUCAAGCUUUAGGCGGCAGAAGCAUCUUCGACGGAGUCGUGUUCUUCUACGGCCCGGCAUGACUGUCACCGAAGGUUACAAAUCUUCAGAUAGUCGCAACGUGAAGUUGAGCCACGAAGAUGAGGAACAUCUCUUGGAGCAAAUUCUCCUCUCACAUCGCAGUCAGAGCGAGCUUCACUCCCGCGACACUGACACAAUUCAGCGUACGGAUUCGACUACCGAGGAAGCAGCAAACCUGCCGUGUGUUGUUUGCCAGAGUUCCGUACGAACAAUCAUCGUUUGGCCUUGUCGCUGCUUUAGUCUCUGUGACGACUGUCGUGUGUCACUGGCAAUGAACAACUUUGAUAAAUGCGUAUGCUGCCGAAGAGAUGUGCUGAGCUUCAGCCGAAUUUUCGUACCGUAG